Molecule: messenger RNA, 795 nt
Organism: Pyricularia pennisetigena
Lineage: Eukaryota; Fungi; Ascomycota; Sordariomycetes; Magnaporthales; Pyriculariaceae
Exons: 3
Coding region: 1-795 (264 amino acids)
Biological process (GO): response to reactive oxygen species; hydrogen peroxide catabolic process; cellular response to oxidative stress
Molecular function (GO): heme binding; peroxidase activity
Source: RefSeq, a predicted model, not a curated record
AUGCUCGCACCACUCUCUAGCUCGUCACUCCUUCUGGCUACGCUGCUGUUGGUCACAGCACCAGUAUCCGUAAAUGGCAACAAACUCUGCAACCCUUGGAAGCCUGUCAUCGCGGACCUCAAGACGUCCUUCAAAGGCUGCAAUGCCGAAGCUAGGAUGGCGAUGCGUGCAGCUUUCCAUGACUGCUUCCCCGGCAGCUGCGACGGGUCUUUGAUCCUGGCCAACGAGUGCAACGAUCGUCCAGAUGACAACGGGCCCAUCGUCCCCAUCUGCGAAACAUUAGCCCAAAAGGCAAUCGACUUUAAAGUCGGCACGGCAGAUCUGAUACAAGCUGCAGGCGUCGUGGCCAUCACUUCUUGUGCCGGACCACGCACACACUUCUACAUUGGUCGCAAGGACUCUUCGGUGCCGAACCCCGAGGGCCAGCUCCCCAACAGCGAGUCCACGGCCCAGCAGCAAAUCGACGCCUGCAAGGCCAAGGGCUUCACCACCACUGACCUGGUCGCCAUGGUCGGCGCCCACAGUGCCGGCAUGAGCACGCAGGGCCUUGCCUUCGACUCCACCCCGGAGAAGCUCGACAGCACCGUUUUUUACCCCGAGACGGCCAGCGAGAGGGGUCCGACGUCGCUGCAGAGUGACUACGCCUUGAGCAACGAUACGCAGACAAAGGCCGCCUGGAAGAACAUGGGUCGCAGCAAUGCGCUUUGGAGAGCCCAGUUUGUUACUACAAUGCGCAAAGUAACUCUAAUGGGUAGCAAUGCGAAGAGCUUGACGGAUUGCAGUUAUUUGAUAUAG